AUGACAGAGAGAGAAGUACCAAGAGUCGCCGCAGCAACAUAUACUAAAGUUGAGUCUGUAUCAGACAGACCAGACUGUGCAACAUUUAUAUUCGUAGACGAAGAUCAUACACUGGGCAACUCACUACACUAUGUACUAAUGAAGAACCCUAAAGUAGACUUUUCAGGUUACAGUAUUCCACAUCCAUCAGAUAAUAAGUUGAACCUACGUAUACAGACAAAGGGCAACGUAACAGCACAGGAAGCCCUGGAAAUGGGCCUGAAAGACAUAAAGGACAUUAGCAAUCACAUCCUGGACACAUUCAACCAAGCCAUUGACGAA
Messenger RNA from Acytostelium subglobosum LB1, 321 nucleotides. RefSeq lists its product as hypothetical. Gene Ontology annotation, molecular function: DNA binding; DNA-directed RNA polymerase activity; protein dimerization activity. Gene Ontology annotation, biological process: DNA-templated transcription. Lineage: Eukaryota; Evosea; Eumycetozoa; Acytosteliales; Acytosteliaceae. The annotation marks the transcript as partial. The transcript has 3 exons. Gene Ontology annotation, cellular component: RNA polymerase III complex; RNA polymerase I complex. The record is from RefSeq and is a predicted model, not a curated record.